AUGGACAGCGUUCAGCCUAACCAGGCUCUCCUGGACGCCAGCGAUCCCACAGAGCGUCAUUUUGCUGCCACACACAAGCGCUCAACGGACGGGGUGUACGUCGUCGAGUAUCCCUUCAAGGAGAAGGCAACGCCUAUUGAUUCGACCUUGCCACAGGCCAUCAAUCGCUUCUUCUCGCUGGAACGCAAAUUUCGUCGGCAUCCAAAAUUGAAGCAGCAGUACGAAGCCUUCCUGGACGACUACUUGCAACGUGGACAUAUGGAACAACUGACCUCGGCUCAGGUUGAGGAGUCCCCAGACACCUGCUUCUAUUUGCCGCACCACGCUGUCAUCAAACUGGACAGUACCAAAUGUCGUGUAGUUUUUGAUGGAUCAGGAAAGGACAGCUCUGGAGUAUCGCUCAAUGACAGACUACAUAUUGGUCCACCGAUUCAACGCGAUCUUCUUGGCGUUUGUCUACGCUUCCGGCAGCACCAAUAUGUUUUAUGCGCAGAAGUUGAAAAGAUGUUUCGAGGCAUUAGAAUCUUUAAGCCACACACCAAUUUUCAGCGCAUUGUUUGGCGCAAGACUGAGAAUGAACCUCUGCUUCAUUUUCGCCUGCUGACGGUUACCUACGGAUUGGCACCGUCACCAUUUCUGGCUGUUCGAGUUCUAAAGCAACUUGCCGACAAUCAUGGCCAUGAAUACCCUGCAGCAGCUCACGCUCUUCUGCACGAUGCCUAUGUGGACGAUAUCCCUACAGGCGCCAACACAUUCGAGGAGCUUAUGAUUCUCAAGGACGAGUUUAUAGCCCUCUUGGAUAAGGGAAAAUUCAAGCUACGCAAAUGGAGUUCUAAUAGUUGGCGUCUUCUGAAAUCAUUACCAGAGGAAGAUAGAUGUUUUGAACCUAUCCAGCUCCUCAACAAAUCAGCUGCAGAUUCACCUGUCAAAGUUCUUGGUAUCCAAUGGAACCCUGGAAAGGACGUUCUGUAUCUCAACCUAAAUGGAUGCGAUGCGACCAUUUCUCCGACGAAAAGAGAACUCUUGUCUCAGCUAUCAAGAAUUUAUGAUCCGCUUGGACUGGUAGCGCCGGUCACAGUUCUACUCAAGCUAAUCUUCCAAGAAAGCUGGACAAGUGACCUGCAGUGGGACGACCCCAUUCCUGAAAGUCUACGUACGCGCUGGAGAGCCUUAGUAGAGGAUUUGCCAGCACUUACGCAAUGCCAAGUACCACGGUAUAUUGCGUCACCAUUUCGAGAUGUUCAACUACACGGAUUCGCCGACGCAUCCUCGCACGCCUACGGUGCGGUAGUUUACGCUCGAGUUGCAGUUGGAUGCAGCUUUCAAGUAACUCUAGUUGCCACCAAAACACGGGUGGCCCCGAUCAAGCCCGUAUCAAUUCCACGUUUGGAGCUAAACGCUGCGUUACUUCUAUCUCGAUUGCUGUCUAUUGUCAAAGCAUCACUAACAAUUCCUCUUUUCAGCACGAGCUGCUGGACAGAUUCAGAAAUUGUGCUACACUGGCUUUCAGCUCCCCCUCGACGGUGGAACACCUACGUCUGCAACCGAACUUCUGAGAUAUUGAGCGACUUUCCCCGUAGCUGCUGGAACCAUGUUCGCACGGAAGACAAUCCUGCUGAUUGUGCUUCCCGAGGACUUCAUCCGUCAAAGCUUCUGAAGCAUCGACUGUGGUGGAAAGGUCCGUCCUGGCUGGCCACACCCACCUCUGAGUGGCCACCUUCUACAAGCAAGUUCAGCGUAUCUUCAAGUUUCGAUGUCAACACCGAAGAACGAGCCAUAAAGCCCACGACUCUACAUAACUUUCCUGAUGAAAGUAUACACGAGUUACUCAUCCACAAAUUCUUAACCUGGACGCGUCUUAUAAGGGUAUCUAGCUACUGUCAUCGCUUUAUUCACACUCUUCGAUCUCAUCAUAGGAAUUCGGCAACAUUCCUUACGUCUGAAGAGUUGCUGGACGCACAGCGCCGACUUAUUCGACAUGUGCAACAACACAUGUUGCCAGAGAAUAUGCGCAGCUAG
Messenger RNA from Drosophila yakuba, 2019 nucleotides. RefSeq lists its product as uncharacterized. The record is from RefSeq and is a predicted model, not a curated record. NCBI's taxonomy places the organism in Eukaryota, Metazoa, Arthropoda, Insecta, Diptera, Drosophilidae. The transcript has a single exon. The coding region runs from base 1 to 2019 and encodes 672 amino acids.